Messenger RNA from Mizuhopecten yessoensis (Yesso scallop), 847 nucleotides. Its product is annotated as glycine-rich cell wall structural protein 1.8-like. The coding region runs from base 85 to 750 and encodes 221 amino acids. The record is from RefSeq and is a predicted model, not a curated record. The transcript is spliced from 3 exons. NCBI's taxonomy places the organism in Eukaryota, Metazoa, Mollusca, Bivalvia, Pectinida, Pectinidae.
AUUGUUCGCUUAAAGUCCAUUAGGGUCGAUAGCGGUCAGAGGUCUGGGCAUGUUUAAUUGAAGGUUUUGGCUCUCUCUCUCAUUAUGUUGUGUAUGCAAAACAAAACAGUUUUAUUACAGGAAGAAAGAAAUAGAAUUAGUAUAAAUAGGCUGACCACUGUUGCACAAAACAGACGAAAGCUGAACACUCAACUCCUUACAACCAGCCUAUUCAAGACUUUACAAGAAAAAAUGUGGACUGUUGGCCUCCUUCUAGCUGUUCUUAUGGGAGUAUGUAGUGGUACAUAUAAUAUGAUGUACGGCGGUGGCGGCAUUGGUGGUGGCAUCGGCGGUCGAAUCGGCGGUGGAAUCGGUGGCGGCUUCAGUGGCGGCGGCGGCGGCGGCUACAGGGGUUAUGGUUUUGACGGGGACGAAGGAUUUGGAAUGGGCCGAUAUGGCGGCUCUGGUGGUUACGGAGGCGGCAACAGAUACGGCGGGAUGUACCAGCCAAGCUAUGGAAUCAUGGGCGGGGGCUACCAGUCCUACGGAGGAUACCCCUCGUACACGACUGGGUCGAUGGGAUACGGACGUUUCCCGUCAAUGGGAGGUGUCGUUGGGGGUGUAUCUGGGCCAGGGGGAUACGUCUAUGGCGGAUAUGGAAGGGGGCCCAUGGGAGGGUCAGCCGGCUUCAUAGGAGGUAGGAGAUACCCUGGUGGUUUCAACGGCGGCAACCGCAGAUACUCAAAAGGCAAGGGACGAUACGGCUACUGAACACGCACAGCCUACCCUCUUGUUACUUAAUCAAUAAUGUAGUAUUUGAUUGUCAUUGUUUGUAUUGUCCUUGUUGUAAUAAAGUUCGUCUGAUCCA